Aquila chrysaetos chrysaetos is the source of this 8082-nucleotide messenger RNA. RefSeq names its product zinc finger and BTB domain containing 47 (gene ZBTB47). Gene Ontology annotation, biological process: regulation of transcription by RNA polymerase II. Lineage: Eukaryota; Metazoa; Chordata; Aves; Accipitriformes; Accipitridae. Gene Ontology annotation, molecular function: protein binding; DNA-binding transcription factor activity, RNA polymerase II-specific; RNA polymerase II cis-regulatory region sequence-specific DNA binding. The record is from RefSeq and is a predicted model, not a curated record. Gene Ontology annotation, cellular component: nucleus. The transcript has 6 exons. The coding region runs from base 1476 to 3542 and encodes 688 amino acids.
GGGGGGGGCCGCUCGCCCUGACCCCCAGUCCACCUCAGGGCUCCCACUGGGGGUUCACUGGGAAGAUUUGGGGGGGGGGGGGGGGGGGAAACUUUUCAAGCCGCCCGGUCGCCCAGGCCGGAGGAUUUGCUGGCGUUGCGGGAACGCAGGAGCAGCUUGCCGCUUCCUCGGCCCUUUUUUGUUCCCCGGAUGACUCCUUCAUUUUGCCAAUUUUUCGCUCCCCCCCCCCCCCCCCCCCCCCCCCCAUCCCAGUUUGCUCCAGCCAUGGGCCCCCUUUUCCCGGGGGGAUCUGGGGGAUGCUGGGUUCACCCCGAUAUCCCGAAGGAACGAGGCCGCGAGCGUGGCCUGGAAAGGGUGCAGCAUCCCACCCCGCUUCGGGUUCGCAAAAGGAUUUUCCAUGCAUGCUCUUAAAAAAAAAAAAAUAAUAAUAAUAAUAACAGAGGGAGGCUGGUUGCACCGGGAGUCUUGCAGCCGGGGCUCUCGUCUGCGGCAGUGACCUAUUUUAGCAGCCGGUUGACUUUUAAGGGGGGGUUAGUUUGACUUGCAGAGAGCAGGCCUGAGCCGGGAAGAUGCACGGGAAAUCCUUCGGGAUGUUCUGUGCCCGGGGACCGCGGUUCCCGGUACCCUGGUGCCUCCCCCAUCCCUAAAAGUGCGAGGUUGUGAUUGCCCCAGCGAUGGCUCCGUGCCCGUAAUAACACCCCGGGAGGCGUUCGAGCGGCUUUUCGGAAAGGGGAAGAAAGUGCAAGCUUGGAAAAAUAAAGCAACGACGCUGAACCGGCUCACGAGAUGAUGGCUGGGAUGCUGGGCUGGGGCUCGGCACCCCCCCGGAUCCGAUACUGGGGGUAACUGGAGUCGGGUUUGGGUUUGUGCCGGCCGGCCGGCCGCGCUCGGCCUGUGAAAUUCCUGCUGGCGUUAAAUCAGCUGCUGGAACAGCCCCUGCAUCCCCUCCGGAGGGAGAUGCUCGUGGACCAGGGAAGGCACCGGGGAGGUUUUUGGGAGCGUUUCGUGCUCUGAGGUGGGGAUGGAGAUGCCCAGAGCCCACCUGAGCGGGCAGCCCUGCGAGGAAGAAGGGGAAAAGUUGGGAAUUAAACCUUUCGUCCGCACCCGGCCUCAGCAAGAACCAGAGGAAAAUUUGCUUUAUACAGCAAAAAAAUCCUCCUUGGAAAGAUAUUAAGGGUUUUAUUAUUUUUUUUUUUUUUUAAUUUUUUUUUUCCCGGAUCUGGGGUGAAACCUCGCUGGGUGCAAACGUUUCAGCUCUGACCGCGGAGUUUCCCUGAGGAUGCCGACUGGGCUAAACACCGCUCCGGGGGCUUUGCUGGGGGGGCCGGAGGGUCCCCUUCGCCUCCCGGCUUGGCUUCACGGCGGAGCUUUGUUCUCCCCGCGAGGAAUUAACGCUGAUAGUCGAAAAAACGACUGACUACCCUUCGGCUGAGUACUCCCUGGUGGAGGAUGUAGCCCUCCACUUCACGUGUUUGAUGGACAGACUGAACGAGCAGCGCCUCUUUCAGCCGGACCUGUGUGACGUGGACAUCGUGCUGGUGCAGCACAAAAGCAUCUUCCCGGCGCAUAAGGGGGUCCUGGCGGCCUACAGCCAGUUCUUCCACUCCCUCUUCACCCAAAACAAGCAGCUGCAGCGUGUGGAGCUCUCUCUGGAGGCCCUCACCUCGCAGGGCCUCCAGCAGAUCCUCAACUUCAUCUACACGUCCAAGCUCCUCGUCAACUCCUGCAAUGUGCAGGACGUGCUGAACGCGGCUGCCGUGCUGCAGAUGAACAACAUUGCCUCCUCCUGCCAGAACCUCCUCGACACCCGCUCGCUCAGCCUGGCCGCCGACAUGGCCCUGCCCGCCGAGGGCUGCACCGGACCCCCGCCCUACUACUGCGAGAUCAAGCAGGAGGUGGAUGCCCCCCAUCCCAAAAUCUACGCCCGGGAGGGCAACGACCCCUACUCGGUGCGGGUGGAGGAUGGAGCAGGCGGUGGGACGCUCCCGCCUGGUCCAGCCAAGCAGUACUACAAGGAGGAGAAGGAUGAUGGUCCGGGCGCUGUCUGUAAGAUGGAGGGCGAGGAGUCCGAGGAGGACCUGGACAGCCAGGGCUCAUACAACCGGGAGCAGAUCAUCGUGGAGGUGAACCUCAACAACCAGACCCUCAACGUCUCCAAGGGCAUGGAGGGGAAAGCAGCCGCCAGCGAGGCGGCCGUGAUGGGGCGGCCUGACGGUGAUGGGCGUGACACGGAGGAGGAUGGGGAGGGGGAGAACGAGGAAGGAGAGGAGGAGGAGGAAGAGGAGGAGGAUGCGGAGGUGGGCGAGGAGGAAGAGGAGGAGCACAGCGAGGAGGAAGACCUGGAGGAGACGACGGAAGAAGAGGAUGAUGACGACGACGACGAAGACGCGUCGGAGGUGAAAAGGGAAAAGGGUGGGCAGCCCCGCAGAGGCAGCCGGGCGUCCAAAUCCACCAAACCUGCCAUGGCAACCAGGUCCCAGGAGAUGGCCAAGGUGGAAGAGGAGGAGGAGGAGGAAGAGGAAGGCCAGCGAGGGAGGAAGAGGAAAAAGGAACAGGACGGUUUGGGCCAGAAGGUGAAGCUGGAGGAGAAGCAGCACUACCCGUGCAAGAAGUGCCCCCGGGUCUUCAACAACCGUUGGUACCUGGAGAAGCACAUGAAUGUCACGCACAGCCGCAUGCAGAUCUGCGACAAGUGCGGCAAACGCUUCCUCCUCGAGAGCGAGCUGCUGCUGCACCACCAGACGGACUGCGAGAAGAACAUCCAGUGCGUGACAUGCGGGAAGGGGUUCAAGAAGCUCUGGUCCCUCCAUGAGCACAACAAGAUAGUCCACGGCUACGCCGAGAAGAAGUUCUCCUGCGAGAUCUGCGAGAAGAAGUUCUACACCAUGGCCCACGUGCGCAAACACAUGGUUGCUCACACCAAGGACAUGCCGUUCACCUGCGAGACCUGCGGGAAGUCCUUCAAGCGCAGCAUGUCCCUCAAGGUCCAUUCACUCCAGCACUCUGGGGAAAAGCCUUUUAAAUGCGAGAACUGCAAUGAGCGUUUCCAGUACAAGUACCAGCUGCGCUCCCACAUGAGCAUCCACAUCGGCCACAAGCAGUUCAUGUGCCAGUGGUGCGGCAAGGACUUCAACAUGAAGCAGUACUUCGACGAGCACAUGAAGACGCACACGGGCGAGAAGCCCUACAUCUGCGAGAUCUGCGGGAAGAGCUUCACCAGCCGCCCCAACAUGAAGCGGCAUCGCCGGACCCACACAGGCGAGAAGCCGUACCCCUGCGACGUCUGCGGCCAACGCUUCCGCUUCUCCAACAUGCUCAAAGCCCACAAGGAGAAAUGUUUCCGAGUCAGCAACCCUUUGGCUUUGGACACGGCUGCCCCCCAACCCGCCGCCAGCCCGGCCCCGCUGCCCCCCGGCCCCGGCGUCUCUCCCCUGCCCCUGCCGCUGCUUCAUCCCCUUCCACAGACCCUCCCUCCUCCUCCUCACCUACCGCCACCCCCUCCCCUGUUUCCCGCGGGGAGGAUAAAUUCGAACAACAACUAGGUGCCCCCCCAACCCCGGCCGUGCGCCCGCACGGACUGCUCUACCCGUUGGGAACGUCUCCCCCCGGGGAGCCAAGGCUUCGCUUGCUCUCUACCCCCCUUCCUCCUUGUUUUGGGGUUGUUUUGGGUUUUUUUUCCUUUUUCUCACCCGUCAUUCUCCGCGGAAAGGGGGAGCAGGAGGAAGCCCUGCCCUGAGGAGCGUGGGUGUUGAGGGGGGGGAACCGCCGUCCGUCUGUAAGGGUGUAGGUAAAAGGCAUCACUCUGCUUCAUCUUCCUACCCAUUGGCUUCGUCCUUGUGCCGGGAUGCUGGCGGGGCUCGGAGGAGCAGGAUGCCGCGCCGUCCGGGGUUGAGCUUGCCGGUGUUGCGUGCCCGCUCGCUAGCCGAAUGAACGCCUGCCGGCGCUUCAAUAUUUAUAAUAAGCCGAAAUCUAGCUAGUGGUGCUUGAAUCCCUGUACUGUAAAGCUGGUCUUUCAAUUCAGGCUCUUUUCCCAAGAGGUUGAGAGGUGGGCACCACGGAGGAGCCCCUGCUGGCCCCGUCUGCCGGCCCCGGUGGCCUGCGGCGAGCGAGCAGAUGUCCCCGUUGGAAAGCCGUCAGCCUGCUCUCGUUAGCAGCCCUCGCCGCGUCUUCCCUCCCCGCGAUAGGUUUUCCUCUUCGAUAGGCGAAAGCACAAACACCGGUGUUGCGUCUUGGGGCAUCGGCAGCUCACUGCCAGUUCAUUUUUGGGGUGCCCUAAGGGAGCCAGGCUCUGGUGUGCCCUUUCUGCUAAUCCCAGCAGGAGCUGGGCUCCUGGGGAUGCUCUGGAGUUGGCGAGGUGUCCCUGGGAGAGCUCUGAUGGCCUCGGGACUGGCGGGAGGGUGGCCUGGGACAGAGGAUGCCGCUGUUUCUCGGCAGAAUCAGCCCAGAAUAGUGCCUUAACAAUUCGAAUAAACCCCUGACUGACGGGUGAGCUCCAGGUUGGGUCCCGUUGCAAGGUUCAGAGCUAAAGCAAGACCCCAUUCCAGCCUGGUUACGAUGUCCCAUCCUCCAACUUGUUGCCCGCGUGACUCUCCCAAGCUUCGCCUCUCCCCAUGGGGUUGGCAUCCGUUGCCCUGCCCUGGCUUGCAGGGGACCAGUGAGGGCUGUGGUUGGUUCGGUGAUGUCCCGCGGUGUUGGUUAGCGCUUCUCUGGCCACAUUGUGUUUGUUGAAGCUGAGCUGGUCUUUGGUUUCACCUACUCAGGCUGGCUUCACGCUGGCGGAGGAGAAGAGGAAGUCUUUGCUGUUACUUUUUUGUUGGAUGCUGGGGUCCAAGCUGGGUCUCUCGUUGCUGUGCUCUGCCCUGGGGUGUCAUGCGUUGGCCUGACCAUGGCUGUGUGGUCUCCCUGCCUGGGGAAGUGUCCCCUUUGGGGUCGGGGAGAGCUGGGAGCGCUGCAGGGGCUGCAGAACAUCCAGCAUGGUCAGAGAGGUGCCGGCCAAGAGGUGGGGUGUGUUGCAGCUGAUGCCUUGCUCCCAGGGCCAGCGCUGUGGAUGCGUGCGGAUGUGGGUCAGGUCAUGGAGGAGGUGGGGAGCAGGGAUGUUGGUAGGCAAGAAGGAAGAGAGGACACUGAGCGUGCUGCGGGAGCCCUUUCUCAUUUGCACCUUGUUCUGGGUGAUAGCAGGGUGCUGGGCACAGUGAGCCACAUCUGGCUCUGCAAGAAGUCUUGGUGCUUCGUCUGGACCAAAUCAGCAAAGUACUUGGGCAACGUUGAGGCUGCCCCUGCAGAGAUCGGAGGACUCGGCCAUGCGCUCAGGGGCUUUGCUGACCAGGGACAUGCAGGAGCAUUAGCCUGAUAGGGACAGGACAGGGGAGCAUCUGCUGUUCUCCUGAGUGGUCUUUGAGGUGACGGGUUAGGUGACUGGUGUCCCUUCCUGCUGAGCGGUUCCCCUGUGCCUGAUGUCUCCAGAAAGCUGGCUGCUCUUGUGGAUUUUAGCAUGUUGGAGCAACAGAUUGCUUUUCAUCUUCAUGUUGGCUGGGAUCCUGUGGACCCCCAGCACCGCAAUAAGUACCAGUGAGCUCACCCUCAUCUCCAUCUGCUUUGAGCAAAAGCAGGAUGCUAUGGCAGAGCUGCCUCGCCAUAUUGACCUUCUCAGAUGGGUACCAAAGGCUCCUCUGCUUUCCUUCCUCCGUGACCUUGGGGCUUAUUGGGAUGGUGCAAAGCCUUCUCAAACACGCAUCCAUGAGGGAUGUGGGCACGCAGGUCUUGGGGCCAUUGGCUUUCUGAAGUGACCGUGACCCAGACUGGAAGACGAUUGCUUUAGAGAAGCAUUCAGUGAUACCCUUGGAGGUGUUGGAGGGCCUCAGUAGAGUGGUCCGUGCUGUCUCCUCGUCUGCUGCCUCCCAGACCCCAUCCCCUCAGGCUCCCUUGUGCUUCUUUCCCCUCACACUCAGCCUUGAGACGGGAUGGGAGCGCUGCACCCCAAGGAGGGCUCACCUUGCCUGUAUGGUCUCCUGUGAUGGAGCCCAUCAGCCUACCUGUCUGGUAGACUUCUCCCCACAAGUAAACACCCACACCAUGUGUUCCCUUGUACCGCUCACCUGGAGGUGGCUUUCCCUGUCCUGGGUCAUCCUCUCGCAGUGAGGACCUGUCCCACUUGGACAUCACUGUGAGAUGAGAGCACCUUGUUGAGGCUAGAAGCCCAGCGGAAAGCCCAGUGACUGAUCCCAGCCGUGUCUGAUCCCCUUCGAGAGCCUGCUCGUAGAGCCACCUGGAGACGUCGAGAUGUGACCAUGCACACAGCACUUUGGAGAACCAGAUCCCUGCUGCUCCCUCCCCUCUCCAAGGCCUGGGCAGUUCCCAGGAGUCCUACGUGGCCUCCGAGCCCUUUUGUCUACACCCUUACUCGGCCCCGAUGUGUCUCUUGAUUUCUGGUUUUCGUUAAUGUACUAAGAGCUCAAAUGAGUUGCUCCCGCAGUGUCUCAUCCCGCAUCCAUCCCAGUAGGCCCUGCUGGCACCCAUUGGGUUGGACGGGGCGGGAGGCGGGGGAUUUGGGUCCGUUGUUUUCAAGCUUUUUAUGUUUUAUUUUAAAAUUUUAAUUUUUUUUUUUUUUUUUAACUCUUGCACCUUAAUCUCUCACAACCCUUCUUCGACAGACCGCGAGGGUGGAGAGGGGCUUAAUUUCCAUUAAGCAGUUCAUGAAUAUGCCGCAACGCAACGUUCGACUGACAACUCUGCCCACGCGCCGAAGCCCAGACCUGUCUGGGUUUGAAUUUCUUUUUCCCCCCUUCAUUUGAACGCUGGGGAGGGAGGGAGUCAUGUGGGGAGGGUCGUUUUUGGUUUAUCUAUCCCAGGAGCCUGGUAGCACAGACCAGUUAGCCUCAUAAUGUCCAUGAGGCACAGCUGGCCCUUCGGACCACAGCCAUAACCCCAGCGCGGUGGGAAGGUGACGAUGGAUGGACGGCCGGCAGGUGGGAACGGCUGUGACAGUGCAAUAGAGACGAGCAUCCGCUGCUAGACAACUCCACUGAUUAAACUCUUGGUUUGCCCGAAGUUGAGAGGGAAGGACGGACGGACGGACAGACGCCCUUUGUUCACACGGACAGAGAGAGCUUCCCCACGCGCCGCCCUGCCUAGUGACACGUAACCACGACGGGAGUUGGGUUGAACUUGCAAAGGAAGAAAAUAAUAAUUAAAAAAAGGGAAAAAAAAAAAGGAUUAAGAACAACCUCAGUAGCAUGGAACUUGAAGAAAAUGAACGAAACCCCAAGCACUUGCCUCAAAAUUAGUUUCUCAUGCCUGGUGUUUGGCUCUGUAUUAUUUUAUGGCAUUCAGUAUCGGUUGCCCAAACAUGCCAACUUAAGAGUGUAUCGGUGGCUCUACUAGUGUGAACAAACUAAACAAAGCACUUUAUUCUGUAUAGAUAAGGGAGGGCGGGGAGGGGAAGCUUUGAUGCUUUUCAGAAGCAUCUUAAGUAAUGUUCUAGCAAAUGUAUUAUUAUUAUUACUUUUUUUUUUUUAUGACCAUGUGUAAUCAAUAUAUGUUUAUCUUUAACUCCAAGUACAGCAGUUACUCUCUUUGGGAUGGUGUGAUGAGGGGGAGGCUGAGAUGGUCGGGUUAGUCCAUCAGCGUAGGGCUAACUGGGGCGAGUCAUUGCCUACUGCAAGAAUGGGCAAGUCUUGCUUCGUUGAUGGCCCCGUUGGCCAAUGUCUGGGAGGUCCCAAGAGGUGCAUCAAAGCUGCCUUCCAGCUCACAGCCAGCCUUGGCACCACGGACCCGACGUGCGUUCCCAUCCCGAGCCAUCUUCUGCCUGGGGGUGCUGGGGCUGCUCUCUGGGCCACCCAUGAGCAAGAUGAGUCAUGGGAGGCUGUUUUGGGUUGUCCCUAGAGGCCAGGUCCUUGGCCAUGCUUUGAAACCUGCUUUUGGCCUCUCACCAAGGCACGUCAGGGGUCACUGAGCUCUGAAAGUGGUGAGAGGCCAGAACUAGGCCUUUCCACUGCGUUCUCCCAGUCUGGAAGUGUUAUGACUGUUACCAAAGAGGUUGCAAGUGGAAGGACUGAAUCAAUAAACAAUUUGUCUUUUAUAAAA